This is a messenger RNA of Drosophila elegans, 6486 nucleotides long. RefSeq names its product peripheral plasma membrane protein CASK (gene CASK). Gene Ontology annotation, cellular component: cell-cell junction; plasma membrane. Gene Ontology annotation, biological process: regulation of neurotransmitter secretion; protein phosphorylation. The record is from RefSeq and is a predicted model, not a curated record. The coding region runs from base 1956 to 3815 and encodes 619 amino acids. Gene Ontology annotation, molecular function: ATP binding; signaling receptor binding; protein kinase activity. The transcript has 14 exons. Lineage: Eukaryota; Metazoa; Arthropoda; Insecta; Diptera; Drosophilidae.
AGUCAAAGAAAAACUGAAGAAAAACCGCAGACAAAGUUCGGGAUAACCGAAAGAAAACUGUAAAACUUUUUAAUUGCAAGCAGUGCACACUUUCGUUACUCAACAAAGUUGCGCGCAAAAAAGUAUGCAACAUAAGAAGUGUAAUGGAAAAAAGCAUUGAUUUUCACUGCGAAAAUUCCCAUACACACACACAUACAUUUACGCAAACAAAAAAUAAGUGUGCGUGGUCGUUUUGGCUACUUUUUUCGCAGCCUCUCUGGCUUUUUCUUUUUUUUUUGCAUAUUGUCCGAUCCGGUCAGCUUCUUGAUUUCGCACCCCGCUCUCUCUCUUCGCUCUUGGUGUGUAUGUGUGGGAGUUCCUGCUCCUUUCUCUCGAAAGAGAGAUUUUUUCACUCUCUCUUGGAGAAGCAACAACCGCAACAAGGAUAAGGCAGCGACGGCAGCUGCGACGUCGGCAGAGCAACCAUUUCGACCGCAUUGCCAAAUCGAUUUGCCAAAAACGAUUAUCAAUGAUUUCACGAACGCGCCACCAAAAUUCGUUCGCCAAUUGAAUUAAAUUAAUCUCAUUUUGCCUACGUGUAUACGUGUGUGUCUCUGAGUGUGUGUGAGCUGGUGUGUGCGGUGUGAAUCGAAUUAAAUCGGUGCAGAACAAAAACUAAUUUAAACCAAUUUAUCCCGACAAACUACAGCCAGUGCAAGCAAAUAGAGAAAUAAAAUAAAACAAUAAAUAAAGAACAAGAAGAUGUACUCUUUAAUUCAUUGAACCAGAAAAAAAACUCUUAUAAAAACACACAGACAACACAACGAGUUAGAUACGCACAACAACAACAUUUCGUUGCAAAAUCGCAUGCUAGAAAAUUUGAAAAUCUAAAAGUUAAACCAAAAAAAACACAAAACAAAAUCAAUUCAAAAUUAAACGCUAAAAGUUGCAUCAAAUUAAAAAGACAUACACAUCUAUAUAGAGAAUUCAAUAAUAAAGAAUAUAAAACCAAACUAAACUCCAAAAUACAACAAAUUAAUUACAAUUGUGAUGAGCAAGUUAAUUGCAUCAAUUGCAGCAUAUAAAAUCUCAAGCAUUUAAAAAAAAGCUUAAACCCAUAUAUUUGCCGCCCAGGCAGACUCAAUUAAAAGGAAACAAUAAUUUAUUGCCACAUCAAUUCAGCGACGUCGUGGGAAGCCGAGAAAAUUGGAGAUACACACCACACACACAGACAUAAUUUACCAGUGAUAGCAACAGAAUUUACAUAACAAUUAAAAAUAAAAAGCCAACAAUAAUAAUAAUAACCCGAAAAACCGAAAAUUGUUGUAGACUUUUAACUCGCCCAGUCAGUUGUUGUUGUUGUUGUUGAUUAAUCGUAAUAGAAGUUGUUGUUCAGGAAAUGCUGUGAUCAGAGAGGGCAGUUACAUGAAGUUAAUUACAAAAUAGCUUUGAUUACAAGCUGAAUAAGUAGUUCAAAUACAAAUUAUAGAAAAAGAGUGAGCAAUGCUCAACGGCAGUGACAGCAGCAACAGCAACAGCAGCAACAGCAGCAGCAGCAGCAACAACUCAAAACACGGCAGCAACAUCGGCGCAUCUCCUGGCCUCAAACACAUAUCAAAAGGCUAGAAAGUGCACCGCACAGAAGGGCGGAGAAAGCAGCGAAAGCGGAGAAAGCGGCCAAAGGACACACAAUUUACCCGCGCCACAACUCGCCACCGCCCCCGCAUCGCCUGCAAUGCUCUGGUAGCCAAGACAGUUUUACGGUGGAUCACUACUGCGCCGGCGGCGACCCACAGGCAGCAGGAGCAGCAGCGGCGGCAGCGGCAGCGGGCGGAACCCAACCUGGAUCGGCCGGAUCUGGAUCUGGAGCUGGAGGAGGAGGAGGAGCUGCAUCUGGAGCAGGCGGACCAACGGCGGCGGGUCAAUGGUCCAAUGCUGGCGGCAUCGGCGUGACCUCCUGCGGCAUCGGCAUCGGCAUGUGCCAGCAUCAUGGGCUCACAUCACAGUCGUUGAUGUCCGGUGGCUCGCACAUGUCGCUGCUCGGGAGCAGCGGCAGCAGCGGCAUGAGCGGCAGCGGCGUCGGCAGCAGCGGUCAGGGUGUACCCAUGUCCAUGCCAAUGCCCAUGUCCAUGUCCAUGGCCAUGGCCAUGCCCCAAUGUCCGGCGGCAGCAGCUGCGGCGGAUGGGGGAAUCGGUGGCCACUGUCGCAGCCUGAGCGGACUCAGCUCGAUCAGCAUACCGCCGCCGCCGGCGCUCUUCAAUCCGUGCAGCUCGGCGCUGUCGCUGCAGCAGGCGGCGUCCACCCGCUGGGGACCACGUACCUCCUGUCCGGUCCACAGUCCGUUCCGGGUGCGCGUGCCCAACGGCUCCAUCUGCUCCGGACACCAGGCUCUGCUCCAUAGCCACGAUGUGGUGGCCCGCGAUGUGUACGGGGAGGAGGCGCUGCGCGUCACCCCGCCCCCGAUGGUGCCCUACCUCAACGGCGACGAGCUGGACAAUGUCGAGGGUGGCGAACUGCAGCAUGUGACCCGGGUGCGACUGGUGCAGUUCCAGAAGAACACGGACGAGCCCAUGGGCAUCACGCUGAAGAUGACCGAGGACGGGCGGUGCAUUGUGGCCAGGAUUAUGCACGGCGGGAUGAUUCACCGCCAGGCCACGCUGCACGUGGGCGACGAGAUACGGGAGAUCAACGGCCAGCCGGUGCAGCACCAGUCGGUUGGCCAAUUGCAACGAAUGCUGCGCGAGGCACGCGGUUCUGUUACCUUCAAGAUAGUUCCUUCGUACCGCAGCGCUCCGCCCCCCUGCGAGCUUUUCAGGAUCAGACCCGCUCCGGUGCUUAUAUUCGUGCGCGCCCAAUUCGAUUAUAAUCCGCUGGAUGAUGAGCUUAUACCCUGCGCCCAGGCGGGCAUAUCAUUCCAAGUGGGCGACAUACUGCAGAUCAUUAGCAAGGACGAUCAUCACUGGUGGCAGGCGCGACUGGACACGGUGGGCGGAUCGGCAGGACUGAUUCCGUCGCCGGAGCUGCAGGAGUGGCGGAUCGCCUGCCAGACGGUCGACAAGACCAAGCAGGAGCAGGGAGAACCGGGUGCUGGAUGUUCCGCUCACGCAGAUGGGUGUGAUGGAUCAGCAGUUAACUGCUCCAUCUUCGGGCGCAAGAAGAAGCAAUGCCGGGACAAGUAUCUGGCCAAGCACAAUGCCAUCUUCGACACGCUCGAUGUGGUCACGUACGAGGAGGUUGUCAAGGUGCCAGUUGGCGACCCGAACUUUCAGCGCAAAACAUUGGUGCUCUUGGGUGCUCAUGGGGUGGGCAGGCGGCACAUCAAGAACACCUUGAUUUCGAAGUACCCCGACAAGUACGCCUAUCCCAUACCACAUACAACGAGACCUGCCAAACCCGAGGAGGAGAAUGGACGCAGCUAUUACUUUGUGUCGCACGAUGAAAUGAUGGCUGACAUCGGUGCGAAUGAGUACUUGGAAUACGGCACCCAUGAGGAUGCCAUGUACGGCACCAAGUUGGACACCAUCCGGCGCAUUCACACCGAGGGCAAGAUGGCCAUACUGGAUGUGGAGCCGCAGGCACUGAAGAUACUCCGCACGGCCGAGUUCACGCCCUAUGUGGUGUUCAUAGCGGCGCCCUCGCUGCAGAAUAUAGCAGAUUACGAUGGGAGCCUGGAGCGUUUGGCCAAGGAGUCGGAGAUGCUGCGUCAGCUGUAUGGGCACUUCUUCGACCUGACGAUUGUGAACAACGACAUCAGCGAGACGAUUGCCACGCUGGAGACGGCCAUCGACCGGGUGCACACCACCCCGCAGUGGGUGCCCGUAUCCUGGCUGUACUGACAAGACAGCGAGCUGGAAUGCCCCGACUGCCUCGAGGGCUGCGAAUGCGAGUGGGAUGCCUACACGCAGGCCUCCAACGUGGCGCUCUAUUGAGAUGCGAAGCGAAGAUACAGAAACAGCUACAGAUGCAGAUACACGCCACAUCACCACAAGACACCAUUAAAGUAUUACCAAGGCACAAACAGCAGCAACUGAAGAAGCAACAGCAACCACUACGGAAAACAUUGAAAGAUUGAUGGAUAGAAGGAUAGCAGGAUAGCAGGAUAGCAGGAUAGCAGAAUAGAAGGCGCCUGGCGCCAAGCUAUAUACUUUAAGAAUAGUUGGGUAUUAUGGGAACUGCGCUCGCAACGCAAACGACAAAAGUGUUAAUUGUCAAACAACCAAUUUGUAUUUGCCUCUUUUUUGUUUAUCGUUUUUAACAACGUUUAUUUGUAUUAUUUGUAACCCAAUUGUAUUUGCCAUUCCAAGCUCAUUGUGUUAUUUUUACGAUUAUUGUUUUGUUGUAUUGUUUUUAUGUAUUCCACAUUUAGUCAAAAAACAGCAUUAAACGCUUAUGUAAAUCAUGCACUUGUUAGUGUCUAAGUUAACUGGAGGUAGACAAAUCGAAACCCCGCACAGAGGGUUCCGUUCGAAUCACUCCAAAUUGUUUUUACUCAAAGAUUAUUUCCGGUUAGGGUCUUGUGAGCAGGGAUAGGGCGUUGAACGAGUUAGUAAAUUAUAGAGAAAACUACGUAAUUAAAUAUAAUUAAACAUAGACACAAGGAGACAUAACAGCAGCCACAAAGAACUCGAUGAACAGAACAUAACAAACAAAUUACGAUGUGAGCAAUUUCAAGUGUUUCAAGCCAAGUAAGAACUAAUUAAUUACAUAUGGAAGAUCGAUCAAGUAAGGACAGUGGUAAAGUGCACGUUUUAAAUGCAAUAAAACAUAAAGAAAAGGUAACAGAAAAACCAAAAAAAAAAAAAUAAUUAAUUCCAGUCACAACACUACACGAAAGGAAAUGCAAAAAAAAGAACAUAUAAUAAAAGAAACCAAAUUGUUGACGUUUAAUUGAAUUCAAUGAGAAAUGAGUAAACCACAAAAAAUGCAAUCAAAUGUAAUAAAAACAAAAAAAAGUACAUAAUAAUAAUUGCAGCAGCGUUUAAUUCAGCAGAAGCAAAGUAAACAAAAGGAAAAACAUAGAGUGAGCACAAAAACACACAUACUAACUGCAAUUACGAAUUAAAAUAAUUAGCAAAAGGAAUGAGGAGAUUGCAGGUCAACGCAAAACAGGCAGAUACACUUAUAAAUAUAUGACAAAAAAAAGUAGGAAAACGACGAAAUAUGUAUACACACACAUAUAUAUAUUUUUCGAACAACUCAAACUCAGGUUGGAUACAUUGAAAAUCAGUCAAGUUCAAUAAGAAUAAUAUAGCGGAGCGCUUCCUUUUAACCCACAGCCAAAUAAAGAAAACGAGAACCUAACAAGGAGACCCAAAACUGAUCGGUAUCAGGAUCAGAAUCAGAAUCUGACAGAUAUUAAGUCGCUUUGAAUUGAAUUGAAUUGAAUUAAUCGUACACCCACAGGCCCAGUAACCACCCAAGCAGCAGCUUCAAAUUUUCGAGAUACUUUACAAUGACACUGACGAAUCGACGAACUGUCUUAGCAAUCAAGAAACCUGGCAUUUUUAUGUGUGCAGCUUCAUUCUAUAUAUUCUAUAGUCAGUCAGCAUCCAGCGCUCAGUAAUUUCGCUUUUUUCCCCCUAAACAAUAAAGAUCUAAAAGGUGCGUUUCGAAUUAGCUAACACAGAAUUUAGACCACAACUACGAAGUGCACAUGCAAUCACCUACUAAAUGUAGUUGGGUAUGGGAACUUGAGAUCGAACUUAGUAUUAAACCGAACACACACAACACACGUUUGUAAACAGGUGCCUGCCACACCACAAAAAUCACUAUUCCCAAUUUAAGCCUGAGCUUGAUUCGAACCCACUUGAAUUUCCCAACCGCACACCACACAAGAAUAUAAUACACACACACACUUAUAUCCAGAACAAUUCUAUGGUUUCAAAAUGGUUGAACAAUUUUGCAUAGAGUAUGAGUAUUAUCGUUAGACGCUGGGCUAUAACUUUUCCGUUCUGAGCGUGGAAGUGGAAGAAGAUAGCAGUGAGGCAAUGCAAAUCAUAGAAGUAUCCCAGAGAAAAUGAAGAACAACCGAACCUACCCGAAAAACUGAAGAACUAACUACCUACCCACAACCACAAACGCAAACGCAGCCAAGUGGCCAAAUUAACUAAGUAUUAUCCCUUAAACGAGACGAGACGAGACGCGAAGUGAAUAGAAGUCGACUGGAGUUGGAUGUAGUAUGUACAUUUUGAGGCUCCCCGGAAAACACCAAAAAUGAUGAGAUGAUUAGGAAGAAUGCUCAAAUCAAAAUCUUUUAUUUACGGUAUAACAAACGAUAAGGAACGAUUGAUUGAAGGAUUGAAUUUAGAGGGGCAUCGAAAGAGAGUAUCCCGAGAUUGAGAUAGGAUUUCGAAGGAUUCGUUUCGUACUUUUAAUUCUGAUCCUUUUUUUCUUAGCCGAUUGCGAGCAGAUUGUAGCUGUAUUACUCUAAGAAUAAUUUCACCCUAAGAUUAAGUGAAAAUUUAUUGUUGAUAUUAAAACCCAAAAAAAAAAAUGAAAAAAGGAAAU